Cornus florida is the source of this 1305-nucleotide messenger RNA. RefSeq lists its product as uncharacterized. Lineage: Eukaryota; Viridiplantae; Streptophyta; Magnoliopsida; Cornales; Cornaceae. Bases 1 to 1305 code for a protein of 434 amino acids. The transcript is spliced from 4 exons. Gene Ontology annotation, molecular function: zinc ion binding; nucleic acid binding. The record is from RefSeq and is a predicted model, not a curated record.
AUGCCGCCUCGUAGGAAGGAUAAGGCACCGAGAAGCCAAGAGAUUAGGCCUGCAGUUGGACUGUCUGGGGAGAGUUCUGCAUCUCACCCUGUGGGACAGGGAGGUUUGCCACAGCCAGUGAUGCCUGUAGGGGAAGAUGAGACAAAAAGACGUCUCAAACUUAUCUCCACAUUUGUCAAACUCAUGCCUACAUUGUUUAAGGGUGGGACUGACCCGUUGUUGGUAGAUGAUUGGUUUGACCAGGUGGAAAAGCAUAUUGAUGCUCUGGCAGUUGAAAAUGAUUCUGUGAAGAUUCUGUUGGCUACCUACAACUUUACUAGGGAUGCCAAAUUGUGGUGGAAGUCAGUGUCUAACGGAAUGGAAGUGAAGACAUUAUCAUGGGAUGCUUACAAAGAGUUAUUUUACAAUAAGUUCUUUCGUGCGACUAAAAGAUGGGAGCUACACAAGGAGUUUAUCUCUCUGUUCCAGAACAAUUCUAUGACAGUGACAGACUAUAAGAAUAAAUUCACUUCUCUUUCUCGUUUUGCUCCAGAGAUUGUAAGUAAGGAAUCAGAUAAAGUCCAUAAACUCGGGAUCAGUGGAAGCAAAGACGAGCCAGUGGUUCAGGGGCUGAGGGUCAGUCUAGCAAGAGGCAUAAAGGGAGUUCAUCUAAGUCUGGAGGACAGCAGUCAGGCUGACCUAUUCCUUCGACUUCUGUACCAUCAGGAGCAGUCAUUUUCUACGAGAGCUUGCUUUGGAUAUGGUCAGCUGGGCCACAGGGUUAGAGACUGUCCAAGGAAGACUGGUGGCUCAGGCAGAGGUUCUAGUAGUGGUCGUGUCAGUGGUUCCUUGGUUGUGAGCAGAGUGGUGCAGGAUUGUGCCAUUGUGAUUGCUGGGUGGACUCAGGUUUUUUAUCUUAUCCUUCUUAAGAUGACAGGGUUUGACGUCAUUCUUAGUAUGGAUUGGUUAUCAUCAUUUCAUGCCACCAUUGAUUGCUUCAAUGGUAGAGUUUCAGUGUGUAUGCCGGAGGGAGAUUGUUUUGUGUUUGUGGGAGAUCGGGGUGAUUCCUUGGUUUCUGCUUGUUAUGGUGUUCAUGGUUGGGACCGUUGUGAUUUUUUCUUAGCUAGCAUUUUAGCUGAAGAAGAUGGUGAUGUGGAGACAGUUUAUCCGUCAGUUGUUUGUGAGUUCUUGGAUGUGAUUCUGGAUGACUUACCGGAUUUACCUCCUAGAAGAAAGGUUGAGUUUGUGAUUGACUUGAUGCCUGGUACUGCACCGAUUUCUUUGGCUCCGUAUCGUAUGGCACCAGCAGAGCUGGAGGAAUUAUAG